This is a messenger RNA of Linnemannia hyalina, 4308 nucleotides long. The record is from the annotation of a GenBank genome assembly. NCBI's taxonomy places the organism in Eukaryota, Fungi, Mortierellomycota, Mortierellomycetes, Mortierellales, Mortierellaceae.
AUGUCGACCGUCAAGCUCAAUCUCAAGAAUGCAAAGGAGGCCAUCGUCGCCAAGAAAUACGACGACGCCCUCAAAUGGACAGGAAAGGUCCUCGACACCGACUCCGAGAACUAUAUGGCACUCGUGUUCUCAGGAUUGGCGCACCAGAACUUGGGCCAGGCCGAUAAGGGAGAGAUGGCAUUCAAGAGAGCGAUUUCCGUCAGCCCCGAGCUUCCACUUGCUCGCGAGGGCUUGAUCAACUUUUACGACAAAAUGAAAAAAUGGGACGAGCUCAUACUGGCGCUGGAGAAAAUGCUGGAGACACACCUCAAGACUCCAGAUGGCAAGAAGGCGUUGGUUACUAUCGAGAGACUGAUUGAACUCUACACUACUCAGGAACAACCGGACAAGGCCAUUGAGAAGAUCCAGACAUUAUUGCCAGGAAGCUCACUCUACGACAUCCUUGAGGAGAAACCAAAUCAGAUGGAGACAUUGAGAAAGCUGGCAGAAUUGCAGGAGAGGACCGACAGCGAGUUCUUCGAUCGGGAAGUCAGACUGCGUCGCGGUCGACUUGGCGGUGGAACUCUGGAGCAGGUGCAAAACACCGUGCGGAAUGAACUCUACACCAAGUCAGAGCUAGGAUCAACAUACGAAGCUAUCUUGAAACUGGACCCAGAGAACAAUGGCGAUCUGGAACAAAAACUGCUUACUUUCUACAUCAACAAGACAGAGGCUAUCUCGGUAGACAAAAAGGCUGGUAUUCGUGACAAGGCACUGGAGUUGGCAUCCAAAAUGGUUCGGGAAGAUUCUGCACCGGCACUUGCCUACGAGACGCUGCUCAAAUUCACGGACGCAGCAGCCCCUUCAGAAUAUGACAAGGCUCUUCAGGAACAGUAUAUCUCCAACUUUCCUAACACUGGUCUCUCAAAGUUCAUCCAGGCGCAGAUGCAUUUUGACAAUGGAGAGUCGAGGGAGGACCUGGUCGAGAUUCUGGACGAAGGCUUUAAGCUGGAGCCAAACCUUGUGUAUGGAUAUCUCGUUGUCUGCUGGAUGGACCACGAGGCCAAGGACUAUGAUUCAGGACUGGAACAUGCCACUGCCGGCAGGGUUCUCAUUCAGAAGUUAGCCGCCUCCUCCGGUUUCCCUUUUUCAAGAAUGCGUCGCUCGUUUGAGCUCUGCAUGGCCAACUGUCAAGUCAAGAUCAGCUCAAAGCUCGCCGAGAGCGCGUUGGCGCUUUAUGAAGGAAUCAUUAAGGAGGACAAUGGCAACAUCGAUGCCCACCAGGGUAUCGGUCUUGUCAAAUCCGCAGAUGGACACUAUGCAGAAGCGAUUGCAUCGUUCGAACGAGUUCUCGCGCUGGACCCCAACAACAUCUCUGCCAGGUCUGAAUUGGGCUGGAUCGCCUAUCUUCAGCAGGAUUACGAACAGGCGGAGAGGAGGCUCAGGGAUGUCGUCGAGACAUCAGAGGAACCUCGUGCUCUUGACUUGUACCGCCUCGGACGGACUUACUAUGACAUGGGUGGCGAAUAUCGGGAGAACGCAGAGUACAGUCAUGCUCAGCUUAUUGCCGCUGCCAAGUUGGACCCCCAUUGUGCAGGUGCUUUCACAUACCUUGGGCACUACUAUCGGGAAGUUGUUCAGGAUGAGACGCGUGCGGAAAAGUGUUACCAACACUCCUUCUCGUUGGACCCCCGUGAGAGUGAUGCCGGACUUCACCUGAGUGACUACCUCUUGAACAACGACAGCUUGGAGGGCGCAACGGAUGUAUACCAGAAGGUCAUCGAAGCUAAUGGCAAGGCCAACUGGGCUUUGAGCAGACUGGGAUUCGCUGAGCUGAGCCGUGGCAACAACCUGGAGGCCAUGAGCGCGUUCCAGAAACUUUUGCGCAACGACAUCAAGGACGGUCUGGCUUGGGAGGGUGUUGCUGAGGCCUACCAGCAUGAGGGUCGUUACAUGGCCGCUCUAAAGGCGUUUACCAGGAUGAGGGAACUACUCCCGGAAUCGACCGUCGCCGCGUACCACAUCUCUCGUGUGCAUCAGAGACUUGGUAUGUACCCAGAGGCUAUUGAGCAGUACCGCGUCGCUCUCGAGUCUGCAGAGAGGAACCAAGAACCGCAGCAUAUCCCAUCCUUGAUGGGUAUGGCUGAGAGCUAUCUGGAGCAGGGCAAGGAGUUCUUUGUGUCCGGUUACUAUGGUCGUUCUGCAGAGUCUUGCGGGCAUGCACUGGACUAUGCCCUUCAGCUCCUGAACUUGGACAAUGAACUCAUAUCUGCGUGGAAGUUGGUCGGAGAUGCUUGUGUUGCUUACCGUGCUGUGCCAAAGUACUUGCACCUCUGCCCCUUCGAUGUUCUCUCGGGAGUCGCCUCCAUUGUGCCCGCUGAGACCAACACACUCCUCCACUUCCCCGCGGAACUCGACCAAGAACUCUUGGAGACUGCCCAGACGAACCCACCAGCGGAUCUUUACAACUCUACAACGGACCAGAGCUCACAUGCAUUGGACGUGGUCUUUGCGAUCGCAGGAAUGGCGUACAAGAGAGCCAACAUCUUGAACGGAAAUGAGGGACAUCAGGCGUCGCACUGCUGGUACGACAUUGCGUUGACCUACUACUACCGCUAUGAGAAUGCCACUAGGAAGAACCGUUCCGCUGAAGCUGCCGGCCGUGCCAACCUCUGGCUUUCGGUCGCCAUGCGCUGCCUCAAGGCCUCGCUGCAGUUUGAGGAAGAGAGCCCCAUGGUCUGGAACGCCCUUGGAGUUGCCGCAUUGACCACCAACACCAAGAUCAGCCAACAUGCCUUCAUCAAAGCCAUCGAAUAUGACCCCAAGGAUGCUGCACCAUGGUCGAACCUCGGAUUCUUGUACAUUCUUAACUCGGAACUGGAUCUCGCCCUUAAAGCUUUCACAACUGCUCAGACUCUAGACCCUUCCUUUGCUCAGGCAUGGACAGGACAGGCGUGUGUGGCUAGCCUUUGGGGAAGCGAUGAGUCGACGGCACUGUACGCCCAUGCUUGCGAGUCCAGUACUGCCUCAGUCCUGGAGGCCAACUACGGUUACGCUGUCAACACCUUUACCGACAUGCUGACUCGCCUUCACAAGACCAGCACCGCAUCGACUUCUGGCAACAAGAAAGGAGCAUCCACAAGCGCUACCAGCUUGCUUGUCACUCCGGCUUUCGCCUUGUCCAAAUACUUGGAUCAGCGCCCUAGAGAUGUUGCAGGCUGGAACUUGUUGGGUCUGAUGCGUGAGAGGUUCUUGCAGCCCGAAGGAGCAGCAGAGUGUUUCUUGACGGCGAUCCGGAUCAUGAACGAGGAGGAGACUGAGGAUAGCGAGGCAUCCUUGAGUAACGAUCACAGGAGACGCAAGAUGAUGUUGCAUCACAACGUGGCUCGUGCGUUCUUGUCGAUGCAGGAUUAUGCCGGCGCCGUCGAGGCUUACGAGAUUUCGUUGGAGCUGGAGGGACCCGAUGCUGUGCCGAGUGUGGUCAGGACGUGCAAGCAUCUCGGAGCAGGACUAGCGCUGUACUAUGCUGGAGAGCUGGAGCGCAGUUUGCAAAUGUUUGAGGUUGCGCUUGGUGAGACUGAGCAGAUCGCGGGCAUGGAGCAGUCUCGCGAUGAUGUAGUUGUGCUGUUGAGUCAAGUUCUGUGGGCUUUGGGUGGUGACGAGCAACGUGCAGCGGCCAAGGACGAGCUGUUUAGAUGCAUUGCCCAGUCUCCCAGCCAUCUUCCUGCGAUCUUUGGACUGAGUGCGAUGGGUCUGGUCCAGGACGAUGAGACAUUGGCGACAGCGGCAUUGAAGGAAAUCUUGAAGUUUUCGAGGCAGGAGCUGGCAGAGAUGGAUCCCGAGUUGCGGUCAGACAAGAUGAUCAGUCAAUACUACUCGCUCUUGAAUGAGUCCAAGCUGUCGAUCGAAUCGUUGUCAAAGUCGAUCCAUCAGUCACCAACAGAGGCAGUGCUUUGGAGACGACUUGCCGAGCACCUUUCGACGACGAUCGGAACCACAGGUUCGACACCAUACUCGGUCGCACAGUCUAACGCUCAGGCUACAUUGGAUCUCCUCAAGGUUCGGGAUAGUCUUCAGGCUUCGGAUCUGUCGAGAGGGUAUGGACAUCUGGCGGGCACAUUGCUGUUGGCGGAUGAGGAGAAGCAGCAGAAGGUUCGCGGAUGGAAGAAUGUGAAGAAGGAGAAACUGGAUGAGGAGCACCGUCUGAGCCAGGAGCGGUUGAACCAGGCUCACGUGAUGGCACAGCAUAGUGUUAUGGCGGCGCCUUGGCGGCGGGAGGCGUGGCAGGUUGUUGGUGUUGUUACGCAGGAGCUGCAGCAGCGUAGUUAG